AUGUCUACCACAUUUUCACCGAUCCUUUGCUCCGCUGCUCCAGCAAACUCAAGGAAACCCGAUCCGUUUCGUAAAUCGGCGGCGGGUGCCAAUUCGAACAGCUGGUGGACGCCGAUCUUCGGGUGGUCUUCUGCACCCGAUUACAUCCAGGGAUCCGGUACUAGUUCUUCCAAGAGCGAAGAUUCGGGCCGGAUCGGGUACGAAAUGGGAAGAUCCAGAUCCGACAAGUUAUUCCGGGGAUGUUUCACGGCAGAGAAGGCGAAGGAGCUCAGGAAGAAGACCAUUGAGACCUCGACUUUUCACGAUAUUAUGUAUCACUCUGCAAUCGCCUCCAGGCUUGCGUCCGACGUUUCUGACCGUUGA
This is a messenger RNA of Fraxinus pennsylvanica, 363 nucleotides long. NCBI's taxonomy places the organism in Eukaryota, Viridiplantae, Streptophyta, Magnoliopsida, Lamiales, Oleaceae. The record is from the annotation of a GenBank genome assembly.